Molecule: messenger RNA, 2657 nt
Organism: Pseudophryne corroboree (corroboree frog)
Lineage: Eukaryota; Metazoa; Chordata; Amphibia; Anura; Myobatrachidae
Product: oocyte zinc finger protein XlCOF7.1-like
Exons: 6
Coding region: 453-2372 (639 amino acids)
Biological process (GO): negative regulation of transcription by RNA polymerase II
Molecular function (GO): DNA-binding transcription repressor activity, RNA polymerase II-specific
Source: RefSeq, a predicted model, not a curated record
UGCAUGGCUGUCACUGCAUGUUAGCAGUGGUCUCAGUGCAUUUGCUGCCGCCAGUCACUGCUGGAUUUCUGGGUUUCCACUUAUUUUGCAAUCACAGCAUCUAAAGCUUAUUGCAAUACAUCAUUCACUCAUCCCUGGUUAUUAUUGGUAGUAGAAUAUAAGUGGAAGCAGUAGCAUAUGAUUGCACAGUGGAAGAUUAUUGCAUAACAUUGUGGUAUACUGAUAUUUUGUGCAACAAUAGUUCCUCUUAAUAAUCGUCCAGACUCCGAUUGCAAGCUCAUUAUAUACAAUUUACAGAACUAAGAGGUUGUCUCUCCAAGUGCCUUAAUUGACUGGAGAAGGAUGGAGCAACACAGAGAGGUCAUCUACCUGCUAAACAGAGAGACAAGAGAUCCCGAAACACAGACAUGUAAACCCUGACUGUGUAAAGAGUUACAGGAUUACUAUAGUCAAUGCUGAAGAGGAUGGACAAGGACAGGAGACACAUGACUGAGAGGAUACUAAGCCUCACCCUAGAGAUCAUCUACCUGCUGACUGGAGAGGACUAUACAGUCGUGAAGAAGUCCAGGAAUGGUGUCACAAAUAUCAGAUGUCCAGGAGGAGGGAGCAGCACUCAGAACCCCAUCAUGGAGCCCCAACCUCGCUCAUUGAAGUAUGAGAGAGACAAUGAUCAGAAGAUCCUGGGACUCACCAACAAGAUCAUUCAGCUGCUGACUGGAGAGGUUCCUAUAAGGUGUCAGGAUGUCGCUGUCUAUAUCUCCAUGGAGGAGUGGGACUAUAUAGAGGAACACAAGGAUCUGUACAAGGAUGUCUUCAGGAAGAAUCAACAUCCCCUCAGAUCUUCAGCCGCAACCCCUCCUACACCUAAGGAAGACAAAGACGAUACUGAUAAAUGCGAUGAAGAACGAAGACAUCUCUGUGUAAUUGCAGUGAGUCAGACAGCGAGUGAGCUUGUCCACAGCCCGGCAGUGCAAUGCACAGCACACACUAUUAAGGAUCUUGCAGCUGACAUGCCGGACGUGUGUACUGCACAGACAGAGGGUGCAUCUAUUCUUAUAAAGAGUGAACCUGCCUUGUGCGAUGUAGGGGAUGUCAUAGACCCAGUCACUUAUUCACCCGCACAACAGCCACACUCAGAAUAUUCCCCUGCUCCACUUGGUGUAGAACCCACUGUACAUCAAGAGAAACUUUACAGUGCCUCUCAUAUUUGUAAUGCAACAGAACAGGAAGGCUGUGAGUAUCUGUACAUCACGGAGGACGGUAACACGCAUGUCACUAGUAACAAACUGUCGGUGGUUACAAAGUGCAUGGAAUGUGGUGACCACUUUACCGUUGAAUCACAUGAGGCACGUCGUGAGAAGACACAGCCGUACAUGUGUCAGGCAUGUUCCACCCGAGAUUCAGAUCUUGUUAUGUACCGGCCAGAUGACCAGGAAUGCCAGGCGGUUACCUUCUCUGGGCUGCCUAAGAAAUCUAACGUUCUUCAUGAAGACUAUCACAAAUCAGGCACACAGUGUGAUGGAAAUAAACACCUUGAUGGGCAAAAUAUCAGUUGUAGUGGAGAUAAACCCGACUCCUAUACGGAAUGGCUUACCAAUACUCUGUCUCAUGCCAGCCAUCACAGAACUUACGUAGAAGAAAACAUGUUGUCCAGCUGGCAGGAGGUGGCAGGUUUUAACCAGCAGACAAGUGUGGACACCAGUGGGAGAGGGUAUACAGAAGUGGAACCUUUCUUCUCCUCCCAGAGUGGGAAAUACAUUAAAGCCCAGGUUAUGCCGCAUCAGACAGGUCAUGCAGACGACAGACCAUUUAAUUGCAUUGAAUGCGGCAAGUGUUUUGAACAAAGUCUAAGCCUUGUUGACCACAUGAGAGUACACGCGGGGGAAAAUCCAUCUGCGUGCCCCGACUGUGGGCAGUGCUUUACCCAGCGCUCAGCUCUUAGCGCUCAUCGCAGAAGCCACAAGGCAGAGAAACUGUUCCUGUGCUUUGACUGCGGCAAGUGUUUCCGAACUAAAGCCGAUCUGGUUACUCAUCAGCGUAUUCACAUGGGGGAGAAGCCAUUUCCGUGUCCAGCGUGUGGUGAGGGCUUCACGCGGCGCGCCAACCUGGUGAGACACCAGAGGAUUCAUACUGGGGAAAAACCUUUCUCCUGCUCAUACUGUGGGAGAUCUUUUACACGUAAACUAGGACUUGUCAAACACCAAAGGAUCCACACAGAAGCGAAUGCGUUUCCCAAAGUACAUAAACAUAGGUUUCCACAGAUAAUGGGGGGAAUUCAAUUGCCGGCAACUUGUUCACCCGGCCGCUUUGCACGACACCCACCGCAGUUUAUGGCGGCCGGAUCUCGCUCAAAAGUGUUCGCUACACCAUAGGAUAGCGAGAACUUUUGAGCGAAAGGGGUGCAAAUCAGGCUGCAGCCGUUUAAACGCUGUGGCAACAGGAAAUCGCCCCCUUUGGCCACAAUUGAAUCCCCCCCAAUGUGUUAGUGUUGCUUUAUUUUACACAAGUAAUACAACUUUCAGCAUAUAUGCACUGCUGAUCAAAAGCUUUAGAACACCCCCAUUAUUCCAGUCUGUAUUGAAAUUUACAGUAUGUAGUUUAAUGAUUCAAUAUACUGUCAAAUUAAAGCAUAGAAUACAGUAUGAGAUAAACACGGA